AUGGACUCAAAUAAAAAGCCUCUCUUAUUUAUCAAUCUUGAACUGCACAAUUUCCCGACGGAACACCUCAGAACCCUUAUCAAUUCAGGAGCCACAUUGAACUUUAUCUCCCCCUCAAUUGUGGAAAAAUAUAAAAUCCCAAAAACCCAACUCAAAAAUCCACGAGUUGUGAGAAUGUUAGAUGGUACUAUAUCCCAGACUGGUUGCAUUUGGCACCAGGUUCAACUCGCGGUCUUGGCCAAUGGCCAUUCACACCACAUCCCUUUCCUUGUUUGCCCCAUAGGCAACACCCCGGCUAUCCUAGGCAUGACAUGGCUCACUUUGGAAUCCCCUUUGAUUGACUGGCAACAGGGACAUGUUACGUUCCCUGAACAGGCCCAGAUAGCAUCCAAAGAAGAGGCAGACACCAACCCAUUGGCGGACCUUCCAGAACAAUACCACAAAUUUGCUAAAGUCUUUGGCAAAGAAGAGUUCAAGGUCCUUCCUCCACAUAGGGAAUACGACAUCUCUAUUGACCUUGUCCCUGAUGCCAAGCUCUCCCCUGGUCCAAUUUAUGGCAUGACAGACGCCGAGUCCAAGGCCCUCAAGCAGCAUAUCAAGGAAGAACUAGCCACGGGCAAAAUUUGCCCCAGUACCUCCUCAGCAGGCGCCCCUGUUAUGUUUGUAAAAAAAGCGGAUGGUUCCCUGAGAUUGGUGGUUGACUACAGGAAGCUUAACAACGUCACCCACAAAAACGUCUACCCACUUCCCAGACAGGAUGACCUCAUGGCUAAGCUGCAAAACGCCAAACUAUUCACAAAGUUAGAUCUCCGCUGGGGGUACAAUAAUGUGCGCAUCAAAGAAGGCGACGAAUGGAAAACGGCCUUCAGAACCAAAUAUGGCCUUUUCAAGUACUUAGUCAUGCCUUUUGGCCUUACCAAUGCCCCUGCAGCAUUCCAGCACUUCAUGAACAACCUGUUCAGGGAUCUAAUUGAUGUGACAGUAGUAAUCUAUUUGGACAAUAUCCUUAUCUUCUCAGAGAACCCAGAAGAUCACCCAAACCAUGUCAGAGAAGUGCUAUUGCGACUAAUGAAGAACCAGCUGUUUUGCAAGUUGUCAAAGUGCCAUUUCCACGUUACUACGGUCGACUACCUAGGCAUUGUUAUCUCCACCUCCGGAUUCUCAAUGGACCAGAAGAAAAUAGAAGCCGUCACAACAUGGCCCACUCCCAAAACGGUCAAACAGGUCCAGGCCUUCCUAGGAUUUACCAACUACCUCCGCCGAUUCAUUCCCAAUUUUAGCUCCGUUGCACGCCCCCUGCAUAAUCUCACAAAAAAGGAAACCCCUUGGUCAUGGGGUAACCUGGAGGAAGCUGCCUUCCAGGAGCUAAAGUCCCUUGUCACCCAGUCACCCGUCCUAAUCCAUUCCAACCCCAGCCUUCCCUACUACCUAGAAACGGACGCAUCAGGGGUAGCCAUGGGAGCUAUCCUAAGCCAACGAGCAGAGGAUAACCGCCUUCACCCAGUUGCAUAUAUGUCCAAGUCCUUUUCCGGUGCUGAAGCCAACUAUGACACCCACAAUAAGGAGCUUCUAGCAAUCAUCAAAGCCCUGGAAGAAUGGCGUAUUUUCCUGGAAGCAACAGACAAGCCAAUCCAGGUCUUCACAGACCACAGGAACCUGGAAUAUUGGAUGCAGGCUAGGACUUUUAACCGGAGGCAUGCCAGAUGGCGCAUCUUCCUGAGUGACUUCAACUUUGAAAUCCACUACCAACCAGGUAAACAGUUGGGGAAACCAGAUGCAUUGUCCAGACGCUCAGACUAUAUUGAUUCACCUCAGGAGCCAGAAAUCAUGUUACCAUCAGAGGUCUUUGCCAACACGUCAGAAGCGGAACUUGAGAUUGUUACAGAAAUCCAAGAGAAACUGAAGGAUGAUCCAUCCCUAGAACCCAUCAUCCAAUUCCUGACAGAGGAUGCGGACAAUGCACCUCCAUCCAUUUGA
Messenger RNA from Rhizoctonia solani, 1977 nucleotides. Its product is annotated as Retrotransposable element Tf2 protein. Bases 1 to 1977 code for a protein of 658 amino acids. The record is from RefSeq and is a predicted model, not a curated record. Lineage: Eukaryota; Fungi; Basidiomycota; Agaricomycetes; Cantharellales; Ceratobasidiaceae. The transcript has a single exon.